AUGUCAGGUGUUUCAGCUCAAGUAGCCGGAACAGCCCGGCCAUGGCAGCUCCACGAACAAACCCAUCCGCAUCAAGAACAACUACAACUACAAGGACAGCUUGUCGGUGCCAGCAUUAGCAGUAAAACUGGCGGCGGUAUGGGUGCAGGUGGCCGCGAUGGCGGUGAAGGCAUUCGUGGUGACGGUGCCAGCAACAGCAUCAGUAGCAGUUAUCUGAACAACCCCGCAGCGGUUCCCUUUGGACGAGCAGCUCGUCAGCAGCUGUUCAUGCUGGAGCCCGGUGUCACGUAUCUCAACCACGGCAGCUACAGUGCAGCUUUCAGGUCAACAUACUGUACUGCCGUACUUGCUGGCGUACAGUCGUACUUCGCAUUGUGA
Molecule: messenger RNA, 378 nt
Organism: Volvox carteri f. nagariensis
Lineage: Eukaryota; Viridiplantae; Chlorophyta; Chlorophyceae; Chlamydomonadales; Volvocaceae
Exons: 2
Coding region: 1-378 (125 amino acids)
Source: RefSeq, a predicted model, not a curated record